Messenger RNA from Puma concolor (puma), 1662 nucleotides. Lineage: Eukaryota; Metazoa; Chordata; Mammalia; Carnivora; Felidae. The record is from RefSeq and is a predicted model, not a curated record.
AUGGCGAUUUAUAUGAUAGCAGGAGGGGCGGCUGCUGCCGAUUCACCCAGGCCAAUUUUGAAUGAGAGAAAUGGAAGGGCAGUCACUGAUCAAGAAAAUGGUGGGCAACAGGGAGGAGGAGGAGCCAAGGCUAAGAUCCAGGCCAAGUCUGGGGAUGGAGCAGUGGCCAGGACACAGACAGUGACCUACACUGAGGCCGUGGCUAACAGGGAUGUGAGCAAGAUGGAAGCUAUGGCUAAGACUAGAGUCAUGACUGAGACUAAGGCAAAAUCCCUGGCAGAACCUGGUAUAGUGCCCCAAAUCAAGUCAAAGCUGAUGCCUAUGGCCAGGGUCAGUGCUGUGACCAAGUACGAAGUCAAGGCUGGUGCUGGAAGUGAAACCAAUAUCAGGUCCUUUGCCAAGGCUGAUGAUAAGGUCAAUAUUGAGUCCAGGUCCCAGAGAAGGAGAGAGGACAGCAUCAAAUUCAGGUCCAGUGAUGAGGAUGAAGAAAAUGUCUGCUCCUGGUUCUGGACAGGAGAAGAGCCUAGUGUAGGAUCCUGGUUCUGGCCUGAAGAGGAGACUCCUUCUCAAGUUUAUAAGCCUCCACCUAAGAUCCAGGAAAAGCCCAAGCCCAUACCCAAACCUGAACUCACUAUAAAACAAAAAGCAGCAGCAUGGUCAAGGGCCAGGUAUAGUGUCCUAGUCCCAAUAGAGGGAGGGAAGCCAUCCUUGCCUCCAGAAGGGAAUUGGACUCUCGUUGAGACCUUGAUUGAAACUCCUCUGGGGAUUCGGCCUCUGACCAAGAUCCCACCCUAUAAUGGACCUUACUUCCAAACCUUAGCUGAGAUCAAAAGCCAGGUUAGGUAUAGAGAAAAGUAUGGGCCCAAUCCAAGAGCCUGCCGCUGUAAAUCACGUGACUUUAGUUUAGAGCCUAAAGAGUUCGAUAAACUCGUUGCCCUACUUAAGUUAACUAAGGAUCCUUUUAUUCAUGAAAUAGCAACAAUGAUAAUGGGCAUUAGUCCUGCUUAUCCAUUUACCCAAGAUAUAAUUCAUGAUGUAGGUAUUACUGUUAUGAUUGAAAACUUGGUCAAUAAUCCCAAUGUUAUAGAACACCCUAGAGCUUUAAAUAUAGUAGAUGACAACUCUGAGUCUUCUGAAGAACCAAAACCAGGAGAGUCAUAUGUAUAUCAAGUUUGUAAGGACAUAUUCUCUUAUCCCUUGAACUCCCCUGUGCAACUGGCUGGACUAAAAUUAUUAGUGCACCUGAGUGUGAAAUUUGAGGAUCACCAUAUAAUUAUUAAUUACAUUCCAGAUUUCCUCACCUUGUUAAGCAAAGGAAGUGUCAAAACCAAGUUUUAUGUUUUAAAAGUGUUUUUGCGCUUGUCUAAAAAUCAAGCCAAUACAAGAGAACUGAUUAGUGCCAAAGUACUGUCAUCAUUGGUUGCACCCUUUAACAAGAAUGAGUCGAAGGCUAAUAUUCUUAAUAUCAUUGAAAUAUUUGAGAAUAUAAAUUUCCAAUUCAAAAAGAAGGUGAAGCUAUUUACCAAAGAAGAGUUCACUAAAUCUGAGCUUAUUUCCAUAUUCCAGGAAGCAAAAGAGUUUGGUCAGAAACUCCAAGACUUAGUAGAGCACAGUGAUCCUGAGGUGAGAGAUAAAGUUAUACGAUUAAUACUUAAACUCUAA